UUACUUCAUCAAAUAAUACAGAGCAAACAGAAAGAAAUCACCAUCAAAUGCUACAAGCAAAUAGCUCUUCUGUACUUGUACCUAUGCGCGUGCCAAGCCCAGAUAGGGUUAAUACAACACAUUCUUUGGUUGUAAAUGCUGAUAUGGAUGAUGAGAAGCCUUUGCCUAGCGAUUGGUGUCACAAUCCAGAUGGCACUCUAUACAUACCUGAUAGACAAAUAACAGAACAAAUCCCAUCAAAACAACACCCAACAGAAAUACCCGUUCAAAUCGCCGGAGGAAAGAAUAACAACAAAUUUGUCAGUAAAAAGGGGAAAAAGACAAGUUUUGGAGAAAAUGAUGGAAACAGCAAAAGUUCCUCUGAAGGUAAUAUAAGAAAACCAAUAGCCAUUGAAAUAGAGAAGCAACGACAACAACAAAGAUUAUUUACUGGAAAACACAGAAACCACAACAAUCAAAAUCACCAACAAAAAGAAAAUGAAAGCAACAAAACAACUUGGAAUAACGAAAGAUGGAAAUUAUAA
This is a messenger RNA of Meloidogyne enterolobii, 524 nucleotides long. The record is from the annotation of a GenBank genome assembly. Lineage: Eukaryota; Metazoa; Nematoda; Chromadorea; Rhabditida; Meloidogynidae.